AUGGCCGAUCCACUCUCCAUUGCCGCUUCAGUAGCCGGCCUACUUGCGAUUUCCAGCAAGGUCAUCUUCGGCCUCAAUACAUUUGCCUCCGCCAUAUCGCAUACCCCUAAGUCCCUGCAACGAGUGGUCGCCGAAGUCGUUGCUGUGAACCGCAUUCUCGGAGAAGUCCAGAGGUUGAUUGCCUGGCAAUCUGAUGCCGAACGACCCAAUAACCCAAGUCUGGACCUGGUUCAGCUUGAUCAGCUCGUGACGACCUUAACUGGCUGUGUUUUGGUGUUUUCGGAGUUGGAAAAGCACAUGGAUGACCUCGUAGGGAUGGAGUCUGGCGUCUCAGGGUCCAAACCGAGAAUCGUCUGGGAACGGAUGUUGUGGACGAGGAAAGAAGACGAUAUUGAGAAGUUGAUGGACGACUUGCAUCGACACAAAACAAGCUUAAGCCUGAUGCUGAAUAUCAUCCAGUGGUAG
Molecule: messenger RNA, 465 nt
Organism: Dichotomopilus funicola
Lineage: Eukaryota; Fungi; Ascomycota; Sordariomycetes; Sordariales; Chaetomiaceae
Exons: 1
Coding region: 1-465 (154 amino acids)
Source: RefSeq, a predicted model, not a curated record